UAAAUUAAUACUAUUAAUAAAUUAUGCUUAUAUUUAUUAUUUUAUUAAAAAUUUUAUUGUGUUUUAAAUUAAUAUCAUGUAUUGAUGUGAAGACAACAUCGGGUGUAGUGAGAGGUCAGACACUACAUGUGCUCAACACAAGUAUUGACCAGUUUUUGGGUAUACCUUAUGCCGAACCACCCGUCGGGAGACUCCGGUUUGCCAAACCUGAACCCAUCAAAACAUCACUCAAUUACAUAAUAGACGGAUCAAAAACAUGCAAUUCAUGUCCGCAAAUGCAAUUGGGGGCAAAUAAUUGGAAUAAAAUGAACAUAACAUAUAGUGAAGACUGUUUGGUAUUAAACAUAUGGACACCAAAUGCGGGCAAUAAUAACACAAACAAAUCACAGCUCAAACCCAUUAUGUUUUUCAUACACGGCGGGGCAUUUAUGAUGGGAUCAAUAUUUUUUAUGCCUAUUGUCAAUGGGAGUGUUUUGGCCACACAUGAUGUGAUGAUUGUGACCGUAAACUAUAGGUUAGGCAACUUUGGUUGGCUAUACGGGGAUCGGGAGGACGCGCCCGGAAAUGUAGGCUUUUAUGACCAGUUAUUGGCUCUCAAAUGGGUUAGAGAAAAUGCUCAUAAGUUUGGCGGAGAUAGGGAUCGGAUCACCAUUUUUGGUAUGAGCGCCGGGAGUUGGUCGGUGUCCGCACACAUACUCUCCCCGCUAUCCAAAGGCCUAUUCAAGAGGGCUAUCAUGCAGUCGGGCGCCCAUAUGAACAACAAAAACAUCGAUCAAUGGACAAAAUCCCAGGCCUUAACAAAAGCGAAACAAUUUGCAAAACAAUUCAAUUGUACCGAAACUAGCGAUUGGUUACAAUGCCUGCGAGCGCUCGACACCGACGACUUGAUAGCCUACGAGAUUGGCCUUAUAUUUCCCUUAACUGGCGAUCAAUUUUUGCCACUCAGGGCUCAAAAUGCAUUUGAAACUAUGAAAUAUAACCAUGAUAUCGAUAUAAUGGCGGGCGUGACACACGAUGAGGGCUCAAAACUGUCCAUGCUAUUAUUAUAUAAAGUGAGCGAGAUGACUCUUGAUGCUUUCAAAAAAUGCACACAAGAAUUUAAGGAUCGUUUUUACCCGGGUAUAGACCCAGAUAAAGCGGCUACAUUUUACCUUAAAGGUGUGAACACGUCCAGCGAAUCGGCCCUCCGGUGGGCAUUUUACGACUUGGCGGGCCAUCUCAUGAUGACGUGUCCCACAUAUAUGUUUGCCAAACAGUUUGCCCGUAAUGUUAAAGCGAAUGCGCGUAAUGUUUAUUUCUACGAGCUCACCUAUGUUAGCCCGGUGUUGGCCAAACUGUGUAACUGUGACGUUGCCACCAAGGGCGUUUGUCACGCAACUGAUAUGACCUAUGUGUUUGGCAUACCGUUCCUUAUGCCCGAUAUGGCCACACUCGACGACAUACAGUUUAGCCGUCAUAUAAUGCAGAUGUGGACUAAUUUCGCGAAAUACGGCAAACCCGACGAUAAUUGGCCGCAAUUGUUGGCUAACAAUACAAUUAAUGUGAAAGACUUGAAUCCAGUGAAUACGAGCCGAGUAUUGGAUAAUCCCUUUCAUAGCACUUGCGAUGGCUUUUGGAGGGAUUAUUAUUUGUAA
Messenger RNA from Medioppia subpectinata, 1634 nucleotides. The record is from the annotation of a GenBank genome assembly. NCBI's taxonomy places the organism in Eukaryota, Metazoa, Arthropoda, Arachnida, Sarcoptiformes, Oppiidae.